GCGGGCGGCGCGCGCGCCAUUCGCUCACAACCCGUCGCGCGCGCACCACCAAUGAUUUUACCCGCCCGAACUAUGUCGCCGCCGCAAGGCGCUUUUCACACACCGGCGUCAACGCACACGCAGCCUGAUGAAGAACCCGUCUCGAGAACAUACCAAUACAGAAAAGUUAUGAAACCAAUGCUCGAAAGGAAAAGAAGAGCACGCAUCAAUCGCUGCCUAGAUGAGCUCAAAGAUCUGAUGGUAACCGCUCUCCAAGCCGAAGGGGAAAACGUUUCAAAAUUGGAAAAGGCAGACAUAUUGGAACUGACCGUCCGACAUUUACAUAGCCUCAAGCGCAGGGGUCAAUUAGUGUUGAAGCCUGAAAUGUCAUACACGGAGCGAUUCCGCGCCGGCUUCACGCAGUGUGCUACGGAAGUGUCACAGUUUAUCGCAAACGCUACCUUAGCUGCCAACGCGAUGCAACGUCAGGGUCCAGUCGACCCUCAAGCCGGAGCGAGGUUGUUGCAACACUUGAGCAAUUGCAUAAGAAGGUUGGAAACCCCUCAAGUGGUUCAGCCCCAGCCGAUUGCACCGAACGGCGUAGCUCGGCCGACACCGUUGCAGCCUGUUCCGUCACAUCCCCCUGGCCCUCAACAUAUCACUCCGCUGCAGAGGACAUCGUUACCAGACCGAGUUGUGAAAAGACCAUUGGACGGGCCGCAGGACCCAGAAGCGACGCUAGCAAAGCGUGCGUACGCGCCGCCGUCUCCGCCCCACAGCCCCGCCUCCGAGACUGACUCCACCCAGUCGAUGUGGAGGCCGUGGUGAUCGCCAGACGCUGUUCCUCAUGAUCUCGUCCCCUGGACUGUGUGACAGCAUGUGUGAUAAUCACAAACGUUGUUUGUUUUGUUUCUAUUAACGUUCCUAGAACUAGAUGUGUGUUGAAAACGUUGCAUGAGUAUUACUUCGCGUUGCUUGUUGAAGUUUGUUUUAAUUUUUCUAUUUAAAUAAAAUAAGCUUUUUUUGUUUUGAAGUAGUCCGUUGUUAUUGAUUCCUAAUUACAACGUCUUCCACGACGAUAUAAUUGCAUUUAGUUUAAAAUGAGAAAGAUGUCGUAAGUGUAGUGUAGCACCUAAGUUGACUCUGUGAUAUGAUAGCUGACAUUAAUUUUGUAGGAAUUUAUUAUAGGAUGCUAAAAAAUAUUAGUACACUCCGUAAUAAAUAAAAACUAAUAAAUGUUUUUACUAUA
Molecule: messenger RNA, 1228 nt
Organism: Galleria mellonella (greater wax moth)
Lineage: Eukaryota; Metazoa; Arthropoda; Insecta; Lepidoptera; Pyralidae
Product: enhancer of split mbeta protein-like
Exons: 1
Coding region: 52-807 (251 amino acids)
Biological process (GO): regulation of neurogenesis; regulation of transcription by RNA polymerase II; anterior/posterior pattern specification
Cellular component (GO): nucleus
Molecular function (GO): protein dimerization activity; RNA polymerase II cis-regulatory region sequence-specific DNA binding; DNA-binding transcription factor activity, RNA polymerase II-specific
Source: RefSeq, a predicted model, not a curated record